Messenger RNA from Camelina sativa (false flax), 1414 nucleotides. Its product is annotated as GDP-mannose 4,6 dehydratase 2. Gene Ontology annotation, biological process: 'de novo' GDP-L-fucose biosynthetic process. Gene Ontology annotation, molecular function: GDP-mannose 4,6-dehydratase activity. NCBI's taxonomy places the organism in Eukaryota, Viridiplantae, Streptophyta, Magnoliopsida, Brassicales, Brassicaceae. The record is from RefSeq and is a predicted model, not a curated record.
ACAGCUCGAUUCAACACAGAGCUGAGCUCUCUCUGAAUCCAGAUCUGAAAAACCCAAAACAAUGGCGUCAGAAAACAACGGAUUCAGUUCCGAAGCCGUCACCGCCGUUGAAAUGCCGCCGUCUCAGCCGAGGAAGGUAGCUCUGAUCACCGGAAUCACCGGCCAAGACGGAUCGUAUCUGACGGAGUUCCUUCUCAAAAAAGGCUACGAAGUCCACGGGCUGAUCCGUCGAUCGUCCAAUUUCAACACCCAGCGGAUCAACCACAUCUACAUCGAUCCACACAAUGUCGACAAAGCUCUGAUGAAGCUCCACUACGCUGAUCUCACCGACGCUUCGUCCCUUCGCCGUUGGCUCGAUGUGAUCAAGCCUGACGAGGUCUACAACCUAGCUGCUCAAUCUCACGUCGCUGUCUCCUUCGAGAUCCCUGAUUACACGGCCGAUGUAGUCGCCACCGGUGCUCUCCGUCUCCUUGAAGCCGUCAGAUCUUACACCAUCGACAGUGGCCGGACCAUCAAGUACUACCAAGCCGGAUCUUCGGAGAUGUUCGGGUCAACUCCACCUCCACAAUCUGAGACGACGCCGUUUCAUCCCAGAUCUCCUUACGCGGUUUCCAAAUGCGCUGCUCAUUGGUACACUGUGAAUUACCGGGAAGCGUACGGUCUCUUCGCCUGUAACGGAAUCUUGUUCAAUCACGAGUCACCGCGCCGUGGUGAGAACUUCGUGACCAGGAAGAUCACAAGAGCCUUGGGAAGGAUCAAGGUUGGUCUGCAGAGGAAGCUCUUCCUUGGGAAUUUGCAGGCGGCAAGGGACUGGGGAUUCGCAGGGGACUAUGUGGAGGCAAUGUGGUUGAUGCUGCAGCAAGAGAAGCCAGACGAUUACGUUGUUGCAACAGAGGAAGCACACACAGUGGAAGAGUUUCUUGAGGUGUCAUUUGGGUACUUGGGACUCAAUUGGAGAGACCAUGUUGAGAUUGACCAGAGGUACUUUAGGCCAGCUGAAGUAGAUAACCUCAAAGGAGAUGCUAGCAAGGCAAAGGAAGUCUUGGGGUGGACACCACAAGUAGGGUUUGAGAAGCUUGUGAAGAUGAUGGUUGAUGAAGAUCUUGAGCUUGCUAAGCGGGAGAAAGUGCUUGCUGAUGCUGGUUACAUGGAUGCUCAGCAGCAACCUUGAUUUGAUCAAAAAAAUAUACAAAGAGGAGGGGUUUACAUUAAUCAGUUACAUUUCGUUUUUUUUUGCUUUGAUGAUUAUUUGUUGUUUUUUCUUUUUUUUUCCGAUGUUUUAGUUUCUUUGUUGCUUUUUAAGUUAUCCAAUUUGCUUUCCCCUCAAAUGAGUUGAGGAUAUAGCGCAGUGAAUUUUGUAUGAAAGGGCGAAAAGAAUCUUUUAUAAAACAGUAUUGUUACCUCUCUUCUUCUC